AUGUUUUCCACCCUUGUAUUACAGGUUCUUACCUUUGAGCGUGCUUACUGCUUACAGGAACUUCCUGGGUCAUCAGUCAUUAGGGCUUUGGCGACAUCCCUCCGCAAACCAGGGAUAUGGACUCUUCCACAGGUUUAUGUGAAGGCUGGCUCUACAUUAUUGGAUAUUAUUCAAGCAAAACCUUCCAGGCUACCAAUAUCCUCACAGGAACUGUUCAGUAUCCUUGAUGAUGCUAGUGAGAGAACAUUCUUAUGUGCUGGCACAGCUGAGUCCAUGCAGAAGUAUGUCUUUGAGGGGGAAGCUGCAAAAAAUGGCCUUGAGUUGAGGAACUUAGUUGCUUGCACCAGCUUCCUUUUCGAAUAUCAGCUGGUGAAAGCAUGGAUUGCCGACAAAGAUGCAGAGGCUUUGAGAUGUCAGAAACUGCUUGUGGCGGAGGAAGAAGCUGCACAGAAAAGGCAAGCUGAACUGUUGGAGAGGAAAAAACAGAAAAAGCUUCAUCAGAAGGAACAAAAGGCGAGGGAGCAAUUGAAUGAGUGCAAGGCGGAGCUGAAUAUAACUAUUGAUGCACUAGCGCAGCAUCUUUUGGCCGAAGCAUCUGGCUCUCCAUCUCCAUCUGAUUUCAGUCCAAAUUCUCCAAAUUUGCCAGCAAACAUUGCAUCUUGCCCUGAACACAUUCAGUUUCCUAGCAAAGAAAUAGAUGAGGAUAUUGAAGCUCAGAUUGAUUUCGACAGUGAACAUAUUGACCAGGACAAUUUCCGGACACAUGAACCCCGGACAAUGGUAGCAAAUGGCCGCCGGCAUUUAGUGACCAAUCGCUGGCAGGUACCAAAUUCUCAAAGGUGUGGCCAAAAUGGCAUUCAUGUUAGUCAAAAUCUUCAAGCUUCAAAGUCCGAAUCUGUACAAAAGAUUGGUCCUUCCAGAGACCAGGGGAUUCUACUUAAUGGCGGCAAAAUUUGGACCAAGAAAUGUAAAGCAGAGAAUGGAAGGGAGAGCUGGAGACGCAGAGUGCAAAGAGAGUCUGGCAACCAAACAGAAGGGAAUAGAUGCGAGGUGAUGAUCGGUUCUAUUUCUGUCACGCUGAGAAAUUCUCUCACACAGAAACAGGAUGCUCAUCCGGAUAAAGCAACCGAUGCCAUGCUUAAGAACGGUAAUUCUGAAAAGCCAAUUAAAUCUGAUGGCGUUCAGUUUGGUAUGAACCGAGUGGCUGCCAAGCUUUGGAUGCCUGUGAGUCGGCUUGAAACUAGAGGUCCCUUGCCAUUUGAAAGAGGCAACAAAGAUUCUGAAGACGGGCUUUUAUUGGAAAAGGUUUAUGAUCGAACUGCAUCCAGCGAAAGAUGUGUACAAUCAUGUUCCAUGGAGGAUAAUGAUUAUGGCAAUAGUGGGAAGAACUGCCAUGUGUUUUCAGAUGCUCAGCCAGGAUCUUCGGUCUUCUCCAGUACUGAUGCAAAAGAGUUUCUUGCACAGAGAUGGAAGGAAGCUAUCUCAGCUGAUCAUGUGAGAUUGGUCCUAUCCUCAGAGCUCGAAUUUCCCAGCUGCCCUGAUGUCCAAGAUGACUAUUCAAUUACCGCUCUGGGGUCAGAUAUUAAAGAAUGCAGCUUUCUCGGCAAUGCCGAGAACCGGCCCAUUUUGUCAACCAGUGGAAAUGUUCAAGUUAAGGUUAGAACAAAGGCAGACAAGAGUUUGAAGGGCUACUGA
This is a messenger RNA of Fraxinus pennsylvanica, 1695 nucleotides long. Lineage: Eukaryota; Viridiplantae; Streptophyta; Magnoliopsida; Lamiales; Oleaceae. The record is from the annotation of a GenBank genome assembly.